Molecule: messenger RNA, 1639 nt
Organism: Benincasa hispida (wax gourd)
Lineage: Eukaryota; Viridiplantae; Streptophyta; Magnoliopsida; Cucurbitales; Cucurbitaceae
Gene: DGL1
Product: dolichyl-diphosphooligosaccharide-protein glycosyltransferase 48kDa subunit family protein
Cellular component (GO): oligosaccharyltransferase complex; endoplasmic reticulum membrane
Source: RefSeq, a predicted model, not a curated record
AUACUUUUCUUCACAGAACGACUGGAAAGGAGAUCUCUGAGAUCUCUCUCGGACUGUGCCACUUCGUAAAACCCUAACGCCAUGUCGAAAUCCUUGGUCGCCUUUACGCUAAUCGCUCUUCUUCCAUUUCUCUGCCUUGCCUUCUCCCCCGAGAAUCCAACAGAUCGCAAAGUCCUUGUCUUACUCGAUGACUUUGCCAUCAAAUCUUCACAUUCUUUGUUCUUCAAGUCCAUCCAGUCUCGAGGUUUCCACCUCGAUUUCAAGCUCGCCGAUGACCCCAAGAUCGCCUUGCAAAGAUAUGGACGCUAUUUCUAUGAUGCAUUGAUCUUGUUUGCGCCAACAAUCGAACGCUUUGGGGGAUCCGUCGAUCCUGCUGCUAUACUGGAUUUUGUUGAUUCGGGCCAUGAUUUAAUUCUUGCUGCUGAUUCUAAUGCAUCUGAGUUGAUCCGAGAAAUUGCCACUGAAUGUGGUGUUGAUUUUGAUGAGGAUCCAGCUGCUGUAGUCAUCGACCACACCAGCUACGCGGUAUCAGAGACUGAGGGUCAUCACACAUUGAUUGCUAGUGACGAUUUGAUCAAGUCUGAUGUAAUUGUGGGAAGCCAGAAAAUUGAGGCUCCUGUACUUUUCCAGGGGAUUGGCCAUACUUUAAAUCCUGCCAAUAGCUUGGUGCUAAAAGCUCUCUCAGCAUCUCCCUCAGCGUAUUCUGCCAACCCAAAGUCCAAGCUAUCAAGUCCUCCACAACUAACUGGAUCAGCCAUCUCUCUGGUUUCAGUCAUACAGGCAAGAAACAAUGCCCGGAUUUUGAUCUCUGGAUCAUUAACUUUGUUUAGCAACCGAUUCUUCAAAUCUGGGGUGCAGAAGGCUGGAAGUCCAACCAAAUAUGAUAAGUCAGGCAACGAGCAGUUUUCAGUUGAACUAAGCAAAUGGGUUUUCCACGAGAGAGGUCAUCUUAAGGCUGUUAAUGUUAAGCACCACAAAGUUGGGGAAACUGAUGAGCCAGCAAUGUACAGGAUUAAUGAUGAAUUGGAAUAUUCAGUUGAGAUUUACGAGUGGUCUGGUAAGGCAUGGGAGCCAUAUGUAACUGAUGAUGUUCAGGUGCAGUUUUACAUGAUGAGCCCCUAUGUUUUAAAAACUUUAUCGACUGACAACAAGGGUCUUUAUCAUGCGGCCUUCAAAGUUCCAGAUGUAUAUGGAGUAUUCCAGUUCAAGGUUGAGUAUCAAAAACUUGGCUACACUACCUUAUCUCUGUCAAAGCAGAUUCCAGUGAGACCCUUUAGGCACAAUGAAUAUGAAAGAUUCAUUCCUACAGCCUAUCCAUACUAUGGAUCAGCAUUUUCGAUGAUGGCUGGGUUCUUCAUCUUCACUAUUGUUCACCUAUACAACAAGUAACCAACUUUGCAGAUGCAAUUAAGUCAAUGUGAGGAUGCAGAGCUUAGUUUUUUUUUUUUUUCUGAUUUUGAAUUAUUAUUUGAGCUCUACUUCUUUUGCGUACUCUAAUUUUUGAAUGUUGCUGCUAAAAUUAUAGAUACUUUAGUCUUAGUGAUUAAUGUAGGGGAAUGACAAUUUUGUUGAGAAGCAGCUCUUGUUUUAACUAUAGAAUUAUUCUAUGUACAAUGCAUCACGUGGAAAUUUUAAUUUU